GUGUGGGUGGGGGGCCGACGAUGGCGUUGAACAAUCUGGCGAUGACGAACAUUGGUGGGAUCCCACAGCCGCUCGGGGUUGCGUCGGACACGCCAAAGCUGACGACGCAGACGUGGGAGUCGACACUGGAACGCUCGAUUCGGUCCAUUGUGUCAAUUACGGCUAAUCACGUCCGAAGCUUCGACACGGAGACUUCUGGUGCUUAUUCUGCAACGGGGUUCCUCGUCGACGCGAAGCGCGGCAUCAUCCUCACGAACCGACAUGUCGUCUCGCCCGCACCCAUCCUCGCACUCGCAAUCCUCUCCAACUACGAGGAGGUCGAACUCAAGCCCAUUUACCGCGAUCCCGUCCACGACUUUGGGUUCAUGCAGUUCGAUACCUCCAAGGUCAGGUUCAUGCGCCUCGAGGAGAUCCCCCUGAGCCCCGAAAGGGCCCGUGUCGGACUCGAGAUCCGUGUGGUCGGAAACGACGCUGGUGAGAAACUCUCUAUCCUGGCAGGAACACUCGCUCGAUUGGAUCGACAGGCUCCGGAGUAUGGGCAGGGCGAGUACAACGACUUCAAUACGUUCUACCUCCAGGCCGCAUCCUCUACCAGCGGUGGGUCCUCAGGAAGCCCUGUUCUCGAUAUCGAGGGACAUGCGGUCGCGCUGAAUGCUGGAGGUGCUAGCAAGGCAUCUUCAUCGUACUACCUGCCAUUGGAUCGCGUCAAGCGGGCUCUCAAGUUCAUUCAGGCAGGAGAGCAGGUACCACGUGGUACACUGCAGACGGAUUUCGAAUAUUUCCCCUACGAUGAGCUGCGCCGUCUGGGCUUGAAAAUCUCGAUGGAGAAGCAGAUCCGCCAGCAUUUCCCGAACGAGACUGGAAUGUUGAUCAUCAAGUCCGUGUUGCCGAAGGGUCCGGCCGCGGACCAGCUCAUUCCCGGAGACAUUGUGAUCCAAUGCAACGGUGAGCUCAUCGCAAAUUUUAUCCAGCUGUUCAUGGUCAUUGAUGAUUCUGUGGGCGAGAAGAUCGCAUUGACGGUCAUCCGAGGAUCGAACUCGAAGCUGUUGACGUUCACGUUGACUGUUCAGGACCUACAUUCGAUCACGCCGGACCGAUUUGUGGAGGUCGGAGGAGGUGUGGUCAACGAGCUGUCGUACCAGCUCGCGCAUUCGUAUGGCCAGCCAUGCGGAGGUGUCUAUGUUGCGACCUCGGGCCAUAUGCUGGCAUCCGCAAGUGCCUGGCGCAAGAGCAUCAUUGUUGCGGUCAACAACAUUCCGACCCCGAACCUGGACGCCUUCAUCCAUGCGAUCUCGACCUUGCCUGAUGGCGCGCGUGUUCCGAUUCGGUUCUAUACGCUUCAGAAGGCAUUCAAAGAGAAGAUCAUGAUUAUGCAUGUCGACCGUCACUGGCACAGGUGCCGCGUCGGCGUUCGCAAUGACAAAACGGGUAUUUGGGACUUUACGGAUUUGCCGCCGCCACCGCCAUCCCAGCCGUAUGCACCAGCAACAGCGAUCUAUCCGAGGAUCAACCCAUCACUUCACCCGGCACCGGUGCUGAUGCCAUCGUUUGUCGCGGUUGACUUCCAUCUGCCCUUCCUGGUCGAUGGUAUGAAGGCGACUCAGUUCUACGGCACCGGACUCGUAGUAUCGACGAACCCGCCGUUGGUGGUCUGCGAUCGCGACACGAUCCCAAUCUCGAUUGGAGACAUCUUCAUCACAUUCGCGAACAGUGUGAUCAUCCCCGGUCGACUGGUGUAUCUGCAUCCGCACUACAAUUUCGUGGUCCUGACGUACGAUUCAGAGCUGUUGGCGGAUACACCGGUGAAGCCUGCGACGUUCAGUGAUAAGCCAUUGAUGCAGGGGGAUGAAUGCUAUCUGGUGGGCGUGGGCACGGAUCAGUCGCCAGUGAUCAAGAAGACGACGGUGUCGAAUGUCGGGAACAUUGGCACGCGUGAGUGUUCUCCUCCUCGGUGGAGAGCCAUGAACGUGGAGGGGAUCAAGAUCGAUGAUCCCGUGGGAACACAGGGAGGAGUACUCUGUGAUAACGAGGGGAAGGUGCAGGCGCUGUGGGUGAAUUACUCGUCGCAGGACGAGAAAGGAAACGAUAUUACUUUCAUGUCUGGACUGGAUGUGGCGGGCGUGAAGACGGUGAUUGAGCCGUUCAUGCGGGGCGAGUACCCAAAGUUGAGGGCAUUGGAUGUCGAGUUCUGGACGAUGCGGAUUGCGGCGGCGAGGUCGUUGGGGUUGACGGACCGAUGGGUUCAGAGAAUCGAGAGUGAUCCGAACUCGAAGCACCAGCUGUUGUACGUGCUGAGUCUGUUGGAUACGACGAACCCUUGCAGCCAGAUGUUGAAGGUCGGAGAUAUCGUGCUGGAGCUCGAGGGCAAGGUGGCGACGAGUAUGAAGGACCUGGAUCGGGCUCGGGAAGUGGAAUUUGUUCAGAUGACGGUCUUGCGUGAAGGCAAGGAGCUCCAGCUGAAGGUACCGACGGUUCCAUUGCUGGGAACAGACACGAACCGGAUCAUCCAAUGGGCCGGCGCGCUGAUCCAGAUGCCCUAUAAGGCUGUACUCGAACAAGUGUCGAACGUCCCGACGGGUGUGUACGUCUCCUGCACACUCUAUGGUUCUCCUGCAUCGACGGCGUUGCGACCGGGGGUGUGGAUUACAGAGGUCGAUGGAAUUCCUGUGGCGAAUCUGGACGAGUUUUUGGAUGCGGUGCAUCGUCAUGAGAACAAGGUGGUGAGGUCUCGACAAGGAAGUGUUUGUGAGGUCGGGUUGAAGCGCUUGUCGUGGGGACAGAAUCCGCUUCUAGGGAAUACUAGGAGGUUGUCCGCGAUGGUCUCGCAUAUGUUGGCCCAUCCCGAGGGCCUGGCUUUGCAGGCUUUGGAGGGUUUGCAUCCGUGUGAUGAUAGUGCCACGCCAGCGCCUGCAUCAGUACCUACACCUGCACCUGCACCUGCACUUGCACUUCCAUCUGCACCUACACUUGCACCUGGGCCCGGACUCGGAAUCGCAACGAUGCAAUUAAGUCCGACGGACUUUAGAGCACCGACAGGUGCGUUCUCGGAGGGCUAUGAGGUGACGGAGGAACCGGUGUCGCCAAUCAACGCGGAUGAUGCGGCUCAGUCGCAAGGAUAUGUACGGAUCAAGAUCCAGGCGAGGAAUGGCACGGUAUCGGUAAUUGCAAUGAAACUCGAUCCGAUCUAUUGGAGUACCACACAGCUGUUGCCGGAUCCUGAGAGCGUUAGCGGGUGGAAGAUGGUCGAUGUUCUGUGAGAGGGGACAAGGCGGGAAUACUCUUGUUAUGUAUUUUUUAUAUUUAGUUAUUUUGUCAGGUUGUGGAUUAUUAUUAUUUAAAUAAAGACGGGGUA
Gamsiella multidivaricata is the source of this 3352-nucleotide messenger RNA. RefSeq names its product trypsin-like cysteine/serine peptidase domain-containing protein. The coding region runs from base 21 to 3257 and encodes 1078 amino acids. The record is from RefSeq and is a predicted model, not a curated record. Gene Ontology annotation, biological process: proteolysis. Gene Ontology annotation, molecular function: protein binding; serine-type endopeptidase activity. The transcript has 4 exons. Lineage: Eukaryota; Fungi; Mortierellomycota; Mortierellomycetes; Mortierellales; Mortierellaceae.